Epinephelus fuscoguttatus (brown-marbled grouper) is the source of this 3268-nucleotide messenger RNA. It is a transcript of the gene tmtc1, whose product is annotated as transmembrane O-mannosyltransferase targeting cadherins 1. The record is from RefSeq and is a predicted model, not a curated record. The coding region runs from base 125 to 2731 and encodes 868 amino acids. Lineage: Eukaryota; Metazoa; Chordata; Actinopteri; Perciformes; Serranidae. Gene Ontology annotation, molecular function: protein binding; mannosyltransferase activity. Gene Ontology annotation, biological process: RNA processing; protein O-linked glycosylation via mannose. The transcript has 19 exons.
GACACACCGUCCCCGCACUCUGCAGCACACACAGCCACUACCUGCUAGGCGUAAUGGACGUAUCAUCCGACGUUCCCAGCUUCAUCCUUAGCGAAGCGGAGACGCGGGAGAAGCCAGGCCCGACAUGACAGCGCCGGGACGGGAGAAGAAAGCACGCCAGCAGCCGCGGUUGACCGUCCGGCCCGAAGCGGUGUGUGCAGCGGCUCGCUACGCCGUGUUGGCUGCCCUGUGCGCCCUGUGCUACAGCAACUCUCUCCGCGGGGAAUUGGUGCACGACGAUGUUUGGGCUAUCAUCAACAACCCGGACGUCCGACCGGGCUCCAGCCUCAGAAACAUCUUCAACAACGACUUCUGGGGCAAGAGGAUGGCGGACAAUACGAGCCACAAGUCCUACAGACCGCUAUGCAUCCUUACCUUCAAGUUGAACAUCCUGCUGGGUGGCAUGACGCCUCUGUAUUUCCACAUCAUAAACGUGUGUUUGCACUGCGCCGUAACCUGCCUGCUCAUGCACACGUGUGAACGAUGUGUGUUUGAAGACUCGCGCCUGGCCUUUGUCACAGCACUCCUCUUUGCUGUGCAUCCUGUCCACACCGAGGCUGUGUCUGGUAUAGUGGGCAGAGCUGAUGUCUUGGCGUGUCUGCUGUUCUUGCUGACGUUCCUCUCCUACAUCAGGAGUGUGGGUGUGUGUUACUCAGAGGACUCUCUGCCCUCCACAGUGUCAGCAUUGUGUCUGCUCCUCACUUUGUUGCUGGGCACCUGCGCCAUGCUGGUCAAGGAGACGGGCAUCACUGUGUUCGGAGUGUGUGUGCUCUACGACGCCCUGGUGCUGUGCCGCAAGCCCCUCAUCUAUGACUUGUCGGGCUCCAGACUCAGGGACCUCCACCACAUCUGCAGCCCCUUCAUUAAACGAGCCUGCCUCAUCUCUGGCUACGUGGUAAUCAUCAUGUCAGUCAGGCUGUGGCUGAUGGGAGGAUCCAUGCCCCUCUUCUCUGAACAGGACAACCCCGCCUCCUUCUCACCCUACCUGCUUACCAGGCUUUUGACCUAUUCUUACCUGCUGUCCUUCAAUGCCUGGCUGUUGCUGGCCCCCAUCGUGCUGUGUUACGACUGGCAGGUGGGCAGCAUUCCCCUGGUGGAGUCACUGGGUGAUGUGCGCAACGUGGCCACCGUGCUGCUGGCCGUAGUGAUGGUUGCUCUCUGCCUGCACUGCAUCUUCUCACAGCAGAGACAGGAGAGCAGGGAGGUGUUGGUGGGAAUGUUGUUUCUGGUGUUUCCCUUCAUUCCUGCCAGUAAUCUUUUUUUUAGGGUGGGAUUUGUUGUGGCUGAGAGGGUUCUAUACAUGCCAAGUAUGGGUUACUGUAUCCUGGUUGUUCAUGGCCUGGGUCGGCUGUGUUCAGUGGUGGGCCGUUGGGGCACCACACUCCUCAGUGUCUCCAUGCUGUUGCUACUCCUGCUCUUCUCCUGGAAGACUGUCCAGCAGAACCAUGUCUGGCUCUCCAGGGAGGCCCUCUUCCGCUCUGGUAUCCAGACUCUGCCUCACAAUGCCAAAGUCCAUUACAACUACGCCAACUUCCUGAAAGACAGUGGCCGCCACCAGGAGGCCAUUCACCACUACACUACUGCCCUCAGGUUAUACCCCCGCCAUGCCAGCGCUAUGAACAAUUUAGGCACUCUGACUCGCAACCCAGAGGAGGCUGAGCACUACUACAGGAAGGCAUUGGACAUCAACCCUCAGCACAACCGAGCGCUGUUUAACCUGGGAAACCUCCUCAAGUCCCAAGGGAAGGAGAAAGAGGCUGAGACUCUGCUGAAGGACUCUAUCCACUUUGGGCCACAUUUUGCUGAUGCUUAUUCCAGUCUGGCAUCACUCUAUGCUGAGCAGAAACGCUUUGCUGAAGCCAAUGAAGUGUAUCUAAAAGGUAUACAGAACUGUCCAGACAGCUCUGACCUACAUAAUAACUACGGAGUCUUUCUGGUGGAUACGGGUGAGGGGGAGCUAGCAGCUGCUCACUACCAGCAAGCUGUUAGACUCAAACCAGCACACUAUGUUGCCAUGGUGAACCUGGGCCGCCUGCUCCGAUCAUCCAAUGAGAACAAAGAAGCUGAGUCUUGGUACAAGAGGGCACUGCAGGUGACAAGAAAGGUGGACAUCCUGACUCCGCUCGGGGCUCUGUACUACAACACGGGCCGGUACGAGGAGGCCCUGCAGGUGUACAAAGAGGCUGUCGCCCUUCAGCCAGACAGCACGGACAUUUGGCUGGCUCUGGCUCAGGUUUUAGCCAUGGCUGGUCGUACCAAAGAAGCAGAGAAGAUGACCCUGGACAUCAUAUCAAGAGAGGGCAGUUGUAUCGAAUGUUACCGCCUCCUGUCUGCCAUCUACAGCAAGCGCGGCAAUUACACAGAAGCACUGGAUGCUCUGGACAAGGCCCUGCAGCAGAGUCCCAGUGAUAUGACAGUUAGAGCAGAGCUAUAUUUCUCCAAAGGAAACCAGCUCAGAGAGAUGAACCAGCUGGACCGAGCCUUCGAGAGCUACAAGCUGGCUGUGGAACUCAAACCUGACCAGUCCCAGGCCUGGAUGAACAUGGGAGGGAUUCAGCACAUUAAGGGAGACUAUGCAGCAGCCAGGAUGUACUACCAGCGAGCCCUCCUUCUUAGCCCCGGUUCCAAACUUCUGAAGGAAAACCUGGCCAAGCUGGACCGGCUGGAGAGGAGACUGACAGGGGGAGCAUAGACCACUAUGAUUUCCCAAACACUGCACCAUCCUAGGCACAGAUCAGGGGAGCCCCCUGGAGCCCAAACACCAGCCACUGCGCUGCUGAAUAAUACUGAACUGAUCUAGUUACUAAGAUGAACAGCCUGAGUGAGAGCAGAGGAGGAGGGUGAACUUUUCAGGUUUGCAGUGUGUUUGGAAGUGGACCGGGUUUGCUGGAAUCAAAGAAACUGAUUAAGCCACAGUCCAGAAGCCUUUUCUUGAGUAAGCAGAAGGGAAUGGCUGAAUGAAGACCACUGGGUGCUCCAUGUGUUGCCCUCUCUGGAUUAGCUUUACAUCAACAUGCACAUCUGUUUAAGACAUUUGUGUUUGAUUAUUAUUUAGAUUCAUGUGACGUCAUUUCCUUUAUGGGACUUAAUCACAGAUUGUAUUUCAGUCCUCUGUUGGAAUUAAUCAUGUAUUUGCAUUGGUGCAGUAAAAGUAUAUGGAAAUAUGUUACUAUUAUGAAGGGAAUAAGCAUGGGAACAGUGUGUCUAAAGCUGAAAACACACCAGCACA